This is a messenger RNA of Dendronephthya gigantea, 552 nucleotides long. RefSeq names its product leukocyte cysteine proteinase inhibitor 1-like. The transcript is spliced from 4 exons. The coding region runs from base 143 to 445 and encodes 100 amino acids. The record is from RefSeq and is a predicted model, not a curated record. Gene Ontology annotation, cellular component: cytosol. Gene Ontology annotation, molecular function: cysteine-type endopeptidase inhibitor activity. Lineage: Eukaryota; Metazoa; Cnidaria; Anthozoa; Malacalcyonacea; Nephtheidae.
CAUGCUAUUAAUUCUCGCGUUCAUACGUAGAUUUUGCUAGUUUGCGUUGGCCCUUUCAUAAGAAAAGAGCUCUAUUUGUUCGAGCGAUCAAAGAAAGUAUUCACGACGUUUUCCUUUGGUAACAGUAAAAACUCGUUGAAAAAUGUCAGUACUAGGCGGUUUGAGUGAACCAAAAAAGGCCACUCCAGAGAUUCAAGCAAUGACUGAUUCGGUAGAAGCUGCUGCUCGGCAGAUGGCGGGCCAGGACUUUGAUAUGUUCAAAGCAACACUAUACAGGGAUCAAGUUGUUGCAGGAAUGAAUUACUUUAUUAAGGUUCAUGUUGGUGGUCCAAAAUAUGUUCAUUUACGCGUGUUUCAAGCUUUACCUCAGGCUGAUCAGCCCCCUCGUCUUGAUGCUAUGCAACUGAACAAAACUGCCACUGAUCCAAUUACAUAUUUUGAAUGAUGGCUUCCUAUCUCAAAUCCUCAAGCUGAGAAUGAUCUUCAUCUUCAUUUAACUAACAACUUUUCAUUUUGCUAUUGCUAUAAAUUAUAUAACAUAAGUCAAACAUA